GUCUGAAGCUUUAAAUUUUUAAUUGAAAUCUGUAAUUUGGGCUCUGAAUAAAUUUCAUUUCGUAAUGAAUAACAACUUUCGUAACAUUCAAUUAUUUCCUUCCAUGCCUUCAAAGUGUUGGAUUCCUGGUUGCCGUUCAAAUUACUGUCCCCGUUUUAAAGCACGAGUAUUUAGUUUUCCACGUGAUGAAAAAUUAAGAGCUACCUGGCUGAAAGCUAUUCAAAGGAAAGACAGAGUACCUAGUCGAGCUUCAAAGGUUUGUGAAAAGCAUUUUAAGCCUGAAGAUAUCAUUACUACAGCUUCAGGAUUUGAUUCUAAAACUCAAGUUACUAUCACUGUACCUCUGAGAGUUCAUCGCCUAGUGCCAGAAGCAGUUCCUAGUCUAUUUCUUGAUGGUACACCUGUAAGAAAGAAACGUGUCUCUGUCGUAACACCAGAAGACAAUAACAAACAAGUAAAAGAGGAAUCUGAAGAUUCUAUUUCUGCUGCUGGACACAGCAUGCAGAGUAAGGAACCAAAGUGUUUGGAAUCUACCGACCCGCCUUCAGAAGAUAAUCCAGAUCAUGUUCCUGAGCAAACUACUGAAGAAACUUCUGUCAUAGAUAAACCAAAACGAAAUGUAAGAGGUACGUCAACUACUGAUAGACCAAUUAUAACAGUAAUUAAAGCAGAAGAUUUGAAAUCGGAUGAACCGUCUCCAACCAAAGCAAUGGAGGAAUGUAUUGAAGUAUCUGAUACAACACCUUCAAAUUCUGUUUCAUCGUUACCGUCUCCAUACAAACACCUCCCAUCAGUAACUGUAUGUUUAAAAGAAGAAGAUAGAGUUGCUAUACCAAAAGAAUUUGGUAAAGCUGUGAAGCGAUCGCCGUCUCUUGGAAGUAACAGUAGUAAUGGAAGCAGUGAAGCAAUUAAAAAUUCCACACCUGUACCAAAGCGUAGGAAAGUUGAAAAACCUGCUCCAACUGUUAUAGGUAGGAAGAAUGACUGUUACUGUUGGGUGUGCCAUAGAGAAAAUAUUGUUCUGUGUUGUAUUGCAUGUCCCAGAGCAUACCACCAUAAAUGUGCUGGUGAUGUCAAUGAAGCAUCAUCAGAAUGGUUUUGUCCAGAAUGUCAGCGAUCCCUCGUUGCUGAUGAACUUGGAUGCCGCUCUUCAACAUUAAAUGACAUAUCCCUUAAAGACUUGUGUGAUCUUUUAAAGCUUAGUCUAAAUAAAAUGAGGCAGCGAGCACCUGUUGCAUUUCAUCAAGCAGUCUCAUUAGAGCAUUAUCCUUUGUAUCCACAUUAUAUUAUAAACCCUAUGGAUUUCAGCCUUCUUGAAAAGAACAUCAAACAGAAAAAGUAUGGAAGUACUGAAGCAUUUUUAUCAGAUGUCAAGUGGAUAUUGCACAAUUCUUGUGUCUUUAAUGGAACUCAGCACCCCUUAAGUACAAAUGCAAAAUCUAUGGUGAAAACUUGUGAAAAUGAUAUGCAAGAAAUUGAAGUGUGCCCUGAUUGCUUUAUGCACAGUGUUGUUCGUCGUAAAUACUGGUUCUCAGAAGUUUGUCAUAAACCUCAUCCUCUGGUGUGGGCUAAGUUGAAGGGUUUCCCUUAUUGGCCAGCUAAGGUAGUUCGAAUUGUUGAUGGAAAUGUUGAUGCACGCUUCUUUGGAGCUCAUGACAGAGCUUGGGUUCCUGUAACUCAGUGCUAUCAUCUGUCAAAAGAAAUGCCAACUACAAGCAAACCAAAGAAAAAGGGAAAUUAUGAGGCUGCACUGCAUGAAUUGAAUGUUCAUGUGCAUUCAUUAAUACAGAAGUUUGGCUCUUUUGAGUAUGCACCAUAUCGUACUAGUUUUGAUCCACAAAACAAAUUUUUUAUGUAUCAUGGAAUUGAUGUAGAUAAGGUUAUUAAAUCUGAUGUUAAUUUUGAUUCUAAUUCUCCAAUGAAGAGUAGUGUAAAAUCACCUGGAUGUUUUGGAUAUUCUGAUUCUGAGGGAGAGAAGACUUCUGAAACAAGGCUGGGAACAGAUGAAUAUAUGGACAAGUCAAUAAAACCUUUGCAGAUGGAUACAGAGGAGUGUAAAGACAUUUCAGUAAAACCUUUGCAGAUGGAUACAGAGGAGUGUAAAGACACUUCAGUAAAACCUUUGCAAACUGAGGAGCUGUCUGAUCCAAGUUCACCAGUACUGAAAGAACCAACUGCUGAAUCUGAUCAGUCAAAUACAGACAAACAACAGCCUGCUUCUUUAAGUGUAUUGGAAAUAAAUGAUGAAAACUGUGCAUUACAGGAUGCUAGCAAAGCUGACGAUAAGAUUGUCUCACCAAAACCAAAAUUUCAGUCACAGUCAGAUUCGGAUAAACUGAGAAAGCUGGAGUUAGCCCUUGAACGAAUCAAAGGCUAUGUUUCAAAUAAUAGUGAUACUGAUAAAGAGACUUCUGGUCAGGAACCAGUAGCAGAAAAUGAACAAGAGCCAGUUGCAAAUGUUGAAUCAAAACCAGUAGAUGAAACAGAACCAGUAACUAAGAAUGGAAACACUGAUCUACCAAAAAGUGUGUUAAGUGUGAUUAGCAAGGCCAAACCAUUACCUUCUCUUGACUUACCCACUGUCAUUCCUGAAGAAAGUCCUGAAAUAUCUGAUAUUGCAAUAUUGGAUGCUGCCAAGAAAAAUGAUUCAUUUUCCUUAAAAUUGCAUGAGACAAUUGAAUCCUGUAAAGCCAAAUUGGGUAUUUCUGAAAUUGUGGAGGAUGAUGAUACUUCAGAUAGUGAGUCUGUUGAAGAAGAGGAGGAAAUGGAGAACGAGAGCUUAUCUGAAGAAGAAGCUACAGAAGGUACCUCUUCAGAAAGUGAAGCUGAAUCUAACUCUGAAAUGUCAGAUACUGAUAUUGAAAAUGCAGAUGUUACUGAAGAGUUAGAAACAAAAGAAACUGAAAACAUUGAAGAUUCUAAUGUAGAUGUGCAUACCUCAAAUAUCUGUAAGGAUAGUCAUGUACACAUUGAAGAAAAUAAUGUUGAAGAAAUUGUAGUUAGUGCAGAAGUGUCAGAUGAGAACAGUAUCAAAAGCACUGAUCCAAAGUUGAUAGACGACAAUACUAGCAAUGAAAACGUAACAAAUACUAGUAAAACAAAAAUAUAUGAUAUUUCUUCUUCAAGUGAAGAUGAGACCUCUAAUGUGAAGAAUACAGAUUUUGUUGAAGAAAAACAGUGUAAGAACAGUGUUUCUGAGGACAUUGAAAAGUCUUUUGAAACCUCUAAAAAUACUGGAGAUAAUUCUAGUGAAUCAGUGCAAACUAUCAAUUCUGAAAAUUCAGUCUGCAGUAUUUCUCAGCUUGACUCUUUAAUCGAAAAUUCUACUGUUGCUAGACUGGAAAGUAAGAACAUUCAAAAAGAAAAAGCUUCUAAUGUACUUGACAUUCAGGAAAAAGCUAUGGAAAUAGAAGAAUGUAAUAAUAUGUGUGAUAAUGUAAAUAAUGAUGCUGAAGCAGAAAAAUCUUCACUUUCUUUUGAUGAAAAAAUGGAGAAUAUCAAAGAAGGAGAAUCGCCUAUUGUACAACCAGAUAAUCUUGACAAACACCUUGUGCCAAAUUCUGAUAAAAUGAAGGAGGAAGAUGAUGACAUAUUUAUUUGCAACAGUCCUCCCACAAUAAAAUCUCCUCCUCCUCUUAUUUGUCUUGAUGGGACAGAAACAGAACCUGAAGAAAAAUCUGAGAUGGGAAAUGAAUCACCACAUAAAUCUGUUGAAAACAAUAAAAGAACUAAUGUAGAUUUAGACCAACAAGGUGGUACUUUAAAAAAGUUAAAAUUAAUUAAGGGGUUUUUGAAUAAGGAUCAGGUUCUGGAAGCUGAUAAAAGGUUAGUAUUAGGUGAAGAAAAUGCCAGAUAUGCUUUGAGAAGAGGUGAGAGACUUUUGAGAAAAAAAAGAAUAAGCUCCGAAUCUUCAGAAGAGAGCAGUGAAGAUGAGAUUCACACUACAGUUCCUUCUUUCAGCAGAACACCUCUCACUGGAGCUAAAAGAACUUUCAACAACUAUGAUAGUAAAUCCAACAAGAAUUCAGCAUGUCUAGAUGAAGAUGCUUUUCUAAAUGGGGAGAUUAUUGAACAAAAUAAUUUUAGUCAAGAAGCAAGUCAGAAUUCUGAGGCUGAUACCCAAAGUUUACAAGAAGAGGUUAUAAAGUUGAAGAAAAAAUUGAAUUGUCUUUUCACUGCAUUUCAAAUUCAACAUUGGAAACAUGUUCAAGAAAAAAAUGAACUCAGGCAUAAUAUGAAUCUGAUUGUUAUGGAAAUGCGAGCUAACCUUGAAGCAGACAAGAAACAAGCUGUGGAACUUGCAUGUAGAAGACUAGAAAGGGAAAAAAUUCGAUGCAUUGAAGAAACUAAGAAAAAACAGUGG
Stegodyphus dumicola is the source of this 4363-nucleotide messenger RNA. RefSeq lists its product as uncharacterized. The record is from RefSeq and is a predicted model, not a curated record. Lineage: Eukaryota; Metazoa; Arthropoda; Arachnida; Araneae; Eresidae. Gene Ontology annotation, cellular component: nucleus; cytoplasm. Gene Ontology annotation, molecular function: transcription corepressor activity; DNA binding; protein binding.